This is a messenger RNA of Aspergillus ruber CBS 135680, 1059 nucleotides long. RefSeq lists its product as uncharacterized. The transcript has a single exon. The record is from RefSeq and is a predicted model, not a curated record. Bases 1 to 1059 code for a protein of 352 amino acids. NCBI's taxonomy places the organism in Eukaryota, Fungi, Ascomycota, Eurotiomycetes, Eurotiales, Aspergillaceae.
AUGCCUCCGCCGCCUCUUCCCCGGCCUGCCCGAUCGGCUUCCCUCAGACAACCAAGUACACCUCAGUCGAGCCCAGGCGUCCCAGCGACGGGUGCUAGGGGUCAUACUAGAGUUCGCAGUCAGAUAGUGACGCCGGCUACCACGCCGCGUUUGAAACCAUCCUCCGCGACACCGCAGUCAUCGCCGAGAAAGACGGUCAGGGGCUCGACUACAGUGACUCCUACGGCUUCUACUAAUGCGGCUGCUAGUGCACUUGCUGCUAUUACUGCAGAAGCAGAUCCUUCGUUGAUGCCUUCAUCCUGGCCUGAGAUUGCGGCGUUACAAACUGAAGUCUUACAGCUGUAUCUCUUCCAUUCGUCCUCGCUUCAGCAACAUGCGGAAUGGAAGGCUGUAUCGGAAGCAAAGCUACGGAAGAAGUAUGACUCGGUCGCGCAGAAGUACCGUUCGAUUGUGGACGAGGAGAAACAGUGGCAGCGUCGUCUUAACGGACAAGCGCUAGAUUUCUGGGUGCAGAACAUCCAAGCACAUAACAGUCAUCUGGGAUUCGCCGAACAGAUCCAACUUCUUUCGCAAACCAUGCAGGAUGUGACUGAGCUGUCAGAUGAAAUCGGAGGAAGAUACACGUUGGCUAUCCAGACCUUCGAGCACUGGUUCCGAAAAGCAGACGAAAUCAAAAAAAUCCGCACUCAGCUCGACUCGGGAGCAGCCGAUCUCGUGGUCUUUAUUGAUCCCCUCGAUGGUGUUUGGAGGGACGAGGUCAACGACCUGGCAAUGAAGCUCGAGCUCUGCUCGCGGCAGCUGCAGAGUCUUGAUAUUUUAGGCUAUGGAAAUACGGAGAAGCUAAACGAUUCCGCUCUGCUUCGGAUCGUACGAGGACUUGAUGAUAUGACGAAUUCCAUGAUGGAUGAAAUUCAUGCGAUGCGCAAGAUUGAGCGCGAUAUUGUACAAUCGGAGAGGGCGUGGGUGAGUCAGCUCACUGAUCCUUUGGUCAUGUCUGACAACCGGCCUCGCGAGGAUCGGAAUUUGAGAGUUGGAAUGUGGAGAAGUGCCUUUGAAUGA